UUGGCUUUGGCUGGAGUGGGAAUCAGCUGUUAGCAGGCUAUAGCUAGUCGUCUCAAACCUGAACAUUAUACAUUUCUGUGUACGGUGAACGACCAUACCUGGAACAUUUGCUGAGACGAAGGAAUUCGGCAUAUUCUGACUGCAAUGCAUCGCAAGAAUAACUAGAUCAAGUGGACCGGCAUAAGUAGCCAGUUAGCUGAAGCCUGGAUUAGCGUUAGCCGGGUGUAGGGCUAGCUAGCAAUAGCUUGCCAGCUAGUUGCUAGCAAACUACGUCUGGUUUAUGAAGACCAGAUUAAUGGUUUUUAACGUAUCAGCUGUCUAGCAGCUUCAAUUAGGCUUUUUAAAACCGAGUAUAACGUGUUGCCAUUAACGGUUAAACCGGCGUCCUAGCGUUGUCAGCCUUUAGAUCAGUUUAGUGGUCAAGCCUGUAUCUGGCCGACGUAUCAAUGCGCUACUCGCCAUGCCUUUGCGCACACGCCCUGAAAAAGAUAGGGAUUCAACUGUUCAGUUUGAAUUGUGUGUUGUAGAUAUGAACCCCGAUAUGUGGCUGCAACUCAUGUAUUUAAAAUUGAAUGUGUCAUUUUGAGACCAGACAUCACUGACAGAGGUUCUGUCUGAUGUUAUAGACGAGUGGACGGUUCUUUCAGAUUUCUGGGGUGUAGUCAGUGGUAGGACUUUAGCUAAUUGUUCAAUCAUGGGGGCUACAGUGUCAUGCUGCAUGUCCCCCGGUGGGAGUCCAAAGCUUGCAAGGAGAGCAGUCGAGCUCGACGACUACCCAAUAACCACCACUGGCGACGACGUAAGCGAGGACACGGGCACCUAUCUGCAGCACAUCAGCGAUAGAGAGGUCCCGGAUGAAUUGGCGCAGGAGUCCAACCCAUCCGAUAAUGCCAGAGCCAGCACAAUCUUCCUCAACAAGUCGCAGACUGAUGUGCGGGAGAAAAGGAGAAGUAACUACUUAAGUAAUCAUCACACGUCUCCUGGGUUAUCUAAAAAGUACAGCUCCUGCUCCACAAUAUUCCUUGACGAUAGCACGGUCAGCCUUCCCAACCUGAAGAGUACGGUCAAAUGUGUCACGUUGGCUAUAUACUAUCACAUAAAAAACAGGGAUUCAAACCGUUCUCUGGACAUUUUCGAUGAGAAGAUCCACCCAUUAACGAGAGAGAAGGUUCCAGAAGACUACUACAGCGUGGACCCUGAACACAAGCUCAUCUACCGCUUCGUCCGCACGCUCUUCAGCUCGGCCCAGUUGACUGCUGAAUGUGCCAUCGUCACCCUGGUGUACCUGGAGCGUCUGCUGACCUAUGCAGAGAUGGACAUCUGUCCGUGCAACUGGAAGCGUAUCGUACUGGGGGCCAUCCUGCUGGCGUCCAAGGUGUGGGACGACCAGGCCGUGUGGAACGUAGACUACUGCCAGAUCCUCAAGGACAUCACCGUGGAGGACAUGAAUGAGAUGGAGAGGCACUUCCUGGAGCUGCUUCAGUUCAACAUCAACGUGCCGGCCAGCGUCUACGCCAAGUACUACUUUGACCUGCGCUCCCUGGCCGACGACAACAACCUCAACUUCCCCCUGGAGCCACUUGACAACCAGCGAGCCACUAAACUGGAGGCUAUCUCCAGACUGUGUGAGGACAGAUACAAGGAUCUGGGCAAGGUGACCAUAAGGAGGUCCCUCAGCGCAGACAAUCUGGUGGGGGUCCGAACCACCCACGCUGUGCUGUCGUAAAGCUGGACCUGCUACACACAGGACAGGCGGAGGAUGAGGAUGCACCGAAGGCCUUCCUAAACUAGACACUCACUGGCACCAUCGACACACACAGCUGGUCCCAAAUCACCCCCAGAUCUGUAAGGUGGCAGCUCCACCACUGAUACCUACUCAUACACUCCAGAUCUGCACAAAUCAACGGGUUAGACUGACACCACACUGACCAUGGUGACGAAGCCUCUAACUACCCUGUGGUGUAGUUUGGCACACGGACGGAUAGAUGGUGACGUAGAAGGACGGUUUUCUUUGCUUACUGUGUAGGCCUUUUAGCUGUGAAAUGUAUCGGUUUUUAAUAUUUUCAGUUGCUGUUUAUUUCAAAUAAACCGUAAUAAACUCUGAAA
Molecule: messenger RNA, 2106 nt
Organism: Salvelinus fontinalis (brook trout)
Lineage: Eukaryota; Metazoa; Chordata; Actinopteri; Salmoniformes; Salmonidae
Product: cyclin-Y-like protein 1
Exons: 10
Coding region: 695-1726 (343 amino acids)
Biological process (GO): regulation of cyclin-dependent protein serine/threonine kinase activity; regulation of canonical Wnt signaling pathway
Cellular component (GO): plasma membrane
Molecular function (GO): cyclin-dependent protein serine/threonine kinase activator activity; protein kinase binding
Source: RefSeq, a predicted model, not a curated record